This is a messenger RNA of Nannospalax galili (Upper Galilee mountains blind mole rat), 1235 nucleotides long. It is a transcript of the gene Cd72, whose product is annotated as CD72 molecule. The record is from RefSeq and is a predicted model, not a curated record. The coding region runs from base 28 to 1134 and encodes 368 amino acids. Gene Ontology annotation, molecular function: transmembrane signaling receptor activity. The transcript is spliced from 9 exons. Gene Ontology annotation, cellular component: plasma membrane. NCBI's taxonomy places the organism in Eukaryota, Metazoa, Chordata, Mammalia, Rodentia, Spalacidae.
ACGUGUUGGGUGGAUGUGCCCAGGACCAUGGCUGAGGCCAUCACCUAUGCAGACCUGCGGUUUGUGAAGGCUCCCCUGAAGAACAGCAUCUCUAGCUGUUUAGAGCAAGACUCUGAGGCCUAUGAAGAUGGAGAACUCACCUAUGAGAAUGUACAAGUGUCCUCAGUUUCAGCGGGCCCCUCAGGCUUGACUUGCUCUGUACUAGCUGACAAAACAGGGGUCAAGUCAGAGCAGUCAACUACAUCCUGGAGCUCCAUGACAUCGCCAGCUGUGAGGCGAAUUCUCUCCUGUCCCACAGUCUGCUUGCAAUACUUCUUGCUUGGCCUUCUUCUAGCCUGCCUGAUGUCAGGGGUGGCUGCCAUCUGCCUGGGAGUUCGCUAUCUUCAGGUGUCUCAGCAGCUCCAGCAGAUGACCAGGGUUCUGGAAGCCACUAACAGCAGCUUGCGGCAGCAACUCCGUGAAAAGACAACUCAGCUGGGGCAGAAGGAGGAGGAUUUGCAGAGGUCCAGGAGAGAGUUCAUUCUGAGUCAGGAAGCUCUGCAGGAGAAGCAAAGGAAUCAUGAAGCCACCGAGCAGCAACUACAGGCCUGCCUGUCUGAGGUUACAAAGACCAAGGAGAGCUUGAAGAGAGAGCAGGGCCUCUCUCUCCAGAGGAUGACCUUGAACCAGAGGCUGGUUGCCAUGCGGGACACACUGAAACGCUUCUUUUCGUGCCGCUCAUCAGACACCUGCUGUCCACUGGGAUGGAUACUGUAUGAGAAAAACUGUCUUUACGUCUCACCUACUCGAAAAACUUGGGAGGAGAGUCAAGAACAUUGUACAUCUCUGUCUUCCAAACUGGCCACCCCAAGUGAAUUUCCUUCAUACACUUAUUCAUCUUCCCAGCAGCAUUUGUUGAGCAGCUUAAGAGAGUUGGUAUAUAGUGGUUCAGAUUCAUAUUGGAUUGGCCAACAGGACAGCCAUAGCUCACAACAUACUCGCUCAAAAUCAUGUACCAGGAUAAACGGCUGGUUGUGGAAAAAAUCGCAAUCAAAGUGUACAGAGUCUUACCCCUGCAUCUGUGAGUUGGAAGUUUUCACAUUUCCAGAUGGGGACUAUUCUUUGCUGGACAUUCAUGCCAAGGAGAGUUUGUGACUUGGAUCCUAACAUGUGGCCUGCAGGUUAAGAUUGCUAUUCCCAGCCAGGCGUGGUGGUGCACGCCUUUAAUCCCAGCACUUGAGAGGCAGAGGCAGGCG